Ailuropoda melanoleuca (giant panda) is the source of this 4518-nucleotide messenger RNA. RefSeq names its product abhydrolase domain containing 17B, depalmitoylase (gene ABHD17B). The transcript has 4 exons. Bases 561 to 1427 code for a protein of 288 amino acids. The record is from RefSeq and is a predicted model, not a curated record. Gene Ontology annotation, biological process: regulation of postsynapse organization; protein depalmitoylation. Gene Ontology annotation, cellular component: endosome membrane; plasma membrane. Gene Ontology annotation, molecular function: palmitoyl-(protein) hydrolase activity. Lineage: Eukaryota; Metazoa; Chordata; Mammalia; Carnivora; Ursidae.
CUUCUUCCAGUCAGUGACCAACUGCUUUAGCUUGGGUUCUGUUCGCCCCCUCGGGUCCUUUCCAGCCUUCCUCCCGCCACCAGAGCUAGCCCCGCGGUGGCAGGCUGAGGAGGAGCAAAGAAAGGAGGAUUAAAGAGAAGAAAGACCUGGCUGGGUCUAGGUUGUGUCUGCAGUGCCAGAAAGGGAGGUGGUGGCGGCGGCUGCGACCACGGCCGCGCGGGACGUGAGGCCCGAGAGCAGCCGACGGCGGCGGCCGCUGCAGAGCCGCGCUCCGGGGCCGUUAGUCAGCAGAACGCGAGCCCGUGUGGGGAAGCAGGGCCGGCGCGAGGCGAGGCUCGAGAGCGCUAGCCGGCCCCCUCGGUGGCCGCUGUCCUUCCUCGUCCCGGCGCCGGGGGCUGCAGCCCUCGUCCCCCCUCCUCGGCCGCGCCCGCCCGCAGGCCGGGAGAGUUAAGCGGCGGCAGCAACGUGGGUCGCACCUUGUGGAGGACAGCGCGUUGGCAGAGGCUCUCUCCCGCCCCUUUCUUCCCGACGCCUUGGCCGCGGCCCCUCAGGUACAGAAGAUGAAUAAUCUUUCAUUUAGUGAGCUAUGUUGCCUCUUCUGCUGUCCACCUUGCCCUGGGAAAAUUGCUUCAAAAUUAGCAUUUUUGCCACCUGAUCCUACUUACACAUUGAUGUGUGAUGAAAGUGGAAGUCGCUGGACUUUACAUCUGUCAGAACGAGCAGACUGGCAAUAUUCUUCUAGAGAAAAAGAUGCUAUUGAGUGUUUCAUGACUAGAACCAGUAAAGGCAACAGAAUUGCCUGCAUGUUUGUGCGUUGUUCACCCAAUGCCAAAUAUACUUUACUCUUCUCACAUGGAAAUGCUGUUGAUCUCGGUCAGAUGAGCAGCUUUUACAUAGGACUGGGAUCACGGAUUAAUUGUAAUAUAUUCUCAUAUGAUUAUUCUGGAUAUGGCGCAAGUUCUGGGAAACCAACAGAGAAGAACCUCUAUGCAGAUAUCGAAGCUGCUUGGCUUGCUCUUAGGACAAGAUACGGCAUUCGCCCUGAAAAUGUGAUUAUAUAUGGCCAAAGUAUAGGGACAGUACCAUCUGUGGAUCUUGCUGCUCGGUAUGAGAGUGCUGCUGUUAUUCUUCAUUCUCCUUUGACUUCGGGAAUGCGAGUUGCUUUUCCUGAUACCAAGAAGACCUACUGUUUUGAUGCAUUCCCAAACAUUGACAAAAUCUCUAAGAUAACCUCUCCAGUAUUAAUAAUUCAUGGGACUGAAGAUGAAGUCAUUGACUUUUCACAUGGCCUCGCACUGUUUGAGCGUUGCCAAAGACCUGUGGAGCCUCUGUGGGUUGAAGGGGCAGGUCACAAUGAUGUGGAACUUUAUGGACAGUACCUUGAAAGGUUGAAACAGUUUGUGUCACAGGAACUGGUAAAUUUGUAAAAUAUUCUGUAAAUUUGCAUACUGGGGUUUUUUUUUUCUUGCUGAACUGCACUCUUUGGUAAAUAACAUAAAACCUGAAGGUUUUGUUUGCAAAUCAUGUCAGUUGCCUUCAUAAAUGUACAGGUAAUGAUUUGUUAACAGACUUAAUGAAGGUUUUUAUUACCAGAACUAGAAACUGGAAAUAACAGUAUCAUGCAGUCAGGCUGUGUAAUUUAUAUUUUUUCUGUGAAUUUUUUUUUAAACAUCAAAAUGAGUACUGUAUGAAAUUUUAAUUCUAUAAAAUCAAAUGCUGUAAAAGUAUUGCCAAAUGCUUUUGCAUAUCAGAAACAAAUUUAUAGAUAUUUUUAAAACAUCUCAAUGUACUAAAUCUUAUCCAGGUAUACAAAUGUAAUAUUCUUUCAAUAAAAAACUGUAUAUCUAAAAUGAUUCAAGUACUCAUAGUAGAAUAAACUGUAUGAAAACGUGCAAGUUCACUUGAGAUAACCUAAACCCUGUUGUACAGGGAUUGAGGUUUAAACAGUUAUUUUAUUGUAGAAUAUAUUCAAUUUUCUGUAUUUCCUGGUUAUCAUACAUUUUCUCCUUUAAAAAAAAUGAUGUAAGUCUUAAUUUUUAUGCCAUCUAUUAAUUUACCAACUAGUUACCUUGUAAAUGAGAAGUCAUGAUAUCACUGAAUUUUAACUAGUUCUGAUUUAUAGGUUUGGUACUGUGAGGCAACUACUUAAAAUUCUCAUUUUUGUUACUUAAAAGGCAUUUAGAGCUUCAAGAAUGAUUUUGUAUGCAAUGUUGUUUUAAAUUUUGACUAAUCUCAUAGAAUUGCAGUACUCUUCAUUAAAAGAAAAUCUUGAGAGUCCGUUAGAUGUUCUUCAGGACCACAAACAGGCUGGCUAUUUGGUCAUUUUUCACCUUGGCUAUUUUUAAUAGGAUCUAUUGUUUUAGAUUACUAUCUGAGAAUUUCAUGAAUUCACUCCUGGAUACAGGAGAUAAGAGAACAUUUAAUUCAUAACUUUUAUAUUAACCAAUGUAGUAAAAAACAAAGCUCACACACAAAAACUAAGUUGCCUUUCCUUGAAUGAAUCCUGCCUGAAUAAAACAACGAAAGAAAAAUAAAAAUAAAAUUAACGGUAUGUAGUCUAAUUUGUAAAUGAAUGAAUAUUGAAAUAAUACACACUGUGGAUAUAUUUUAAGGCCUUAUGUAGUUUUAAUUGUUCUGCUUGUUCUGUGGUUAUGUCUAAGACUAUAGUAUAUGAUUCUUUUCAAAGUAUAUCAAGUAUUGUGAAUGCUUUGGUUCAGAUGUGUCAGAUUUAACAGUAAAACAACAAAUAUACCACCCAGCUGUGCUUGUUUGCCUUCUUCCAUGCUUCCCACCCCUUACCAUAAGAACUGAAAACAUUCACCAUUCAUCUUUAUAGAACAUAGUUGUGUAGUUUUCUCAAUUUUAUCAUCACUUCUUUUUUUGGAGAGGUUUCUUCUCAAGAUUAUUUUGGAGCCUGUACUAUUCCUUUUUUUGUACAACCUACACCCCAGAGUUUAGCUAAAUGUUUUCUUUGAUUACCUGUUAAAUUUAAAAUAUUGAUCAUACUAAUUCAGUAUUCAUUCAUUCAACAAAUAUUUAUUGAAUGUCUAAAUCAUGUAAUACUCUAUGCCAGAUAAAGGUAGACAUCGACCAUGCCUUCAUAGACUUCACAGUGUAGUGUAACCAAGGAGACAGACACCUUAUUACACAAGUAUGACUAUUUGGAUAAGGGCUGAGGGAGAUUUGUAGCUUAUUAUAACACGUAAAUGGUACUUUGUGGAGGGGAACGUUGGGAGAAGGGCAAGGAAGAGUUUCACAAAGAAGUUAGAUUUGAUACGAACUUUGAAGGAUGACUAAACCUGCUGGCCAAGGGAAAUAAUUGCUGGCUGAAGGGAACAGUAUGUGGAAACCUAGAGGAAGGACAGUGCUUUUGAAGCAUAAAAUGCCUGGCCAGAAGUCAAGGAGGAACAGAUGGCAUAAAGUUGAGGCUGGCAAGUUAUUUAGGGGCACAAUCUUACCUGGUGUCAUAGACCCUGAUUAUUACCCUAGAUACAAUAGAAUGCCAUUGAUAGGAAUAUGAAAUUGCAUUUACUAAGAGUUUAUAGAUGGGAAAAAAACUGGAUAUUUUUAGUUUGCUAGAAAUAACGUGAGCCAGUUAUACUUGGCUGUAAUUUUAGGGUGCAGAAAAAUUCAUCAGGGGCGAUAAUCUCAUACGAAGGGCUAGUCAAACCACAUUUGUAAAUAUUAAUUUCAUUUAAGGAUACAGUGAAAGGAUAUUCACAAAUUAGAGUAAAUCCUGGGAUGUUUUACCGAGUUGGAAAGAGUCCCACAAACUAAAACCCAAAGACCAACUGGAGAAUUACGUAACUAAGGAAUGAUAGCUGUGUUCAAAUAUUUGAGAGGCAUGUACAGUUUACUCUUUUUGACUCAGUACAACUAGGUGAAAGUUCCAAAAUGGCAGGUGAGAGCUCAGUGUAAGAAAGAGCCAAGUUGUUAUUUGUCCAUGACAGGGAUUGCCUCCUUAGGGUUGAAGAGGAUCUUAUCACUGGGGAGAAGCUGAGUAACAUCUAACACAGUGCUGUAGAAGUAGUUCCAGAUUUAAAUGUGAAGUUGAACUAGAUGGGCUAUGUAAUGACCCCUUUAAGAUUUUAUAUUCCAUUUAGAUUUUUCCUACCUUUUCAGAGCAUUGCCUGCCCUGCGGUAUCCGGAAGACAGUAUCAUGUAGAAGAAUUGGCAAGCAGAUCUGGGUUCUCUUCUCACCUGACAUCAAUUAGAUCUGUGGAGUUUCCUCACUGGAAAUGAAGAGAUGGAACUGAUGGACUGACACAAUCCCUUAUGUUUCUAAUGUAGUGAAAAUCUCAACCCCAUUCAUCUGUAACAACUCAUACCAAUUUUUAACCUGGGCUAGAGUAGCCUCAGGUAACUUGCUUGGAUACUUAUCUUUUGUGCAUACCAACAUGGUGUAAUUUGGAUGGUAGCCCUAACCCUGGGGAAGUGGUUGGCAGUGUACAUAGCUCCUGCCGUGUCUUCAAGUAUGUAAAGCAGAAUAAGAACUUCAAUAAAUUGGUUUAUAAUCUA